This is a messenger RNA of Myripristis murdjan (pinecone soldierfish), 5572 nucleotides long. It is a transcript of the gene grin1a, whose product is annotated as glutamate receptor, ionotropic, N-methyl D-aspartate 1a. Gene Ontology annotation, biological process: monoatomic ion transport. Bases 444 to 3161 code for a protein of 905 amino acids. The record is from RefSeq and is a predicted model, not a curated record. The transcript has 20 exons. Gene Ontology annotation, cellular component: membrane. NCBI's taxonomy places the organism in Eukaryota, Metazoa, Chordata, Actinopteri, Holocentriformes, Holocentridae. Gene Ontology annotation, molecular function: signaling receptor activity; ligand-gated monoatomic ion channel activity.
CUCAGCCCGGAGCAACCAGCGACGCAUCAGUGUGAUCGUUUCGCGCAGAGCCCACGGAGGAGCGAGGGAGCGACACACACCGCAGAGGGGAAGCUGCCUUAAAGCUUGGAUUAUGCUUUAACCGCUCGCUUAAAACAGUGGAAGAAAUCUGCUUGGGGCGAUUAUGAUACAGUAGCAGAAAAAGUGGAUAGAGUGCAGCUCGGGCAAUCCAUACGGCUGUGCAUGCAUGCUGCAGUUGGUGUCCUAAUAUGAUCAUGUACAUUCCUCCGCAUUGCACGUAAAAGCCACCGUCAGUGUUUCUGCACCCCCGCACCGUCCACUUGGAUUGUGGCUGCAGUCGUGCACCAACUGGGUGAGCCGUGCUGUCCAGAGGCUGGUCGAGCCGACCCGCCACCAGGGUGAGAAGCGACCGGGCUGCACUGUGCUGUUUGGUGGUUCACACGAUGCGUCUGUUUCUGCUGGCGGUGCUCUUCUCGUGCUCCUGUGCGCGGGCCGGCUGUGAGCCAAAGAUUGUGAACAUCGGGGCCGUCCUGAGCCAGAAGAGGUACGAGCAGGUUUUCAAAGAUGCCGUGACUCAAGCCAACCAGAUCUACGGGAGGGAUAAGUUCAAGCUGACCGCCAUCUCCGUAACGCAUAAACCCAACGCCAUUCAAAUGGCCCUUUCUGUCUGCGAGGACCUCAUCUCCAGCCAGGUCUACGCUAUCCUGGUGAGUCACCCUCCCCAGUCCAACGACCACCUCACUCCGACGCCUGUGUCUUACACAGCGGGUUUCUAUCGCAUUCCUGUGGUGGGGCUCACCACCCGCAUGUCCAUCUACUCAGACAAGAGUAUCCAUCUGUCCUUUCUGCGGACAGUGCCUCCCUACUCCCACCAGGCUCACGUGUGGUUCGACAUGAUGCGCGAGUUCCGCUGGAACCACAUCAUCCUGAUCGUGAGCGACGACCACGAGGGGCGGGCUGCCCAAAAGAGGCUUGAGACCCUCUUGGAGGAGAGAGAAACAAAGAAUAAAAAAAGGAACUAUGAAAACCUCGACCAACUGUCCUAUGACAACAAGCGAGGACCUAAGGCAGAGAAAGUCCUCCAGUUCAGCCAGGAGACUAACUUAACUGCCCUGCUGCUGGAGGCUAAAGAGCUGGAGGCCCGUGUCAUCAUCCUCUCCGCCAGUGAGGAGGACGCUGCUGCAGUAUACAAGGCUGCCCGCUUCCUCAACAUGACAGGCUCAGGCUACGUGUGGCUGGUGGGCGAGCGGGAGAUGUCGGGUAAAGCCCUAAGUGAGGCACCAGACGGUCUGAUUGGCCUCCAGCUCAUCAACGGGAAGAAUGAGUCCGCCCAUAUCAAUGAUGCGGUGGCUGUAGUGGCCCAGUCCAUCCAGGAACUUUUUGAAAAGGAGAAUAUCACAGAGCCGCCAAGAGGCUGUGUGGGGAACACCAACAUCUGGAAAACAGGGCCUCUCUUUAAAAGGGUACUGAUGUCGUCCAAGUACCCAGAGGGCCUCACAGGGCGGGUGGAGUUCAACGACGACGGAGACAGGAAGUACGCUCACUACAGCAUUCUCAACUACCAGAAGAGUCGGCUCAUUCAAGUCGGCAUAUACAAUGGAACACAGGUGGUCAUGAACAAUCAGCGGAAGAUCAUCUGGCCUGGAGGAGAGACAGAGAAACCGCGGGGCUUCCAGAUGUCCACUCGCUUAAAGAUAGUGACGAUACACCAGGAGCCAUUUGUGUAUGUGAAACCCACUCUACAGGAUGGAACCUGUAAGGAGGAAAUGACAUUAAAUGGAGUGCAAAUUAAAAAGGUUAUCUGCACUGGGCCCAAUGAGACCAUCCCAGGUAACACAACAGGACGCCCAAUUGUACCUCAAUGUUGUUAUGGAUUCUGUAUUGACCUUCUUAUCAAGUUAGCCAUGACCAUGAACUUUACCUAUGAGGUGCAUCUGGUGGCCGAUGGGAAAUUUGGAACGCAAGAGCGGGUGAACAACAGCAACAAGAAAGAGUGGAAUGGCAUGAUGGGAGAGCUCCUGGGGGGCCUGGCUGACAUGAUUGUUGCCCCGCUGACUAUAAACAACGAACGAGCCCAGUACAUCGAGUUCUCCAAACCUUUUAAGUACCAAGGCCUCACCAUCCUCGUUAAAAAGGAAAUCCCUCGCAGUACACUGGAUUCAUUCAUGCAGCCGUUCCAGAGCACGCUGUGGCUGCUGGUGGGUCUGUCGGUGCAUGUGGUGGCGGUGAUGCUUUACCUACUAGACCGGUUCAGCCCGUUUGGAAGGUUUAAAGUAAACAGUGAAGAAGAAGAAGAAGACGCCCUUACCUUAUCGUCCGCGAUGUGGUUCUCCUGGGGAGUGCUGCUGAACUCUGGAAUUGGAGAAGGUGCGCCGCGUAGCUUCUCAGCGAGAAUCCUGGGCAUGGUUUGGGCUGGCUUCGCCAUGAUCAUUGUGGCAUCGUACACUGCCAACCUGGCUGCCUUUCUGGUGUUGGACCGGCCUGAGGAGCGCAUCACCGGCAUCAAUGACCCAAGGCUGAGGAAUCCAUCGGACAAGUUCAUCUACGCCACGGUGAAGCAGAGCUCCGUGGACAUCUACUUCCGGCGGCAGGUGGAGCUUAGCACCAUGUACCGCCACAUGGAGAAGCACAACUAUGAGAGUGCCGCCGAGGCCAUCCAGGCCGUGCGUGACAACAAGCUGCAUGCUUUCAUCUGGGACUCUGCGGUGCUGGAGUUUGAAGCCUCGCAGAAGUGCGACCUGGUGACCACGGGAGAGCUGUUUUUCCGUUCGGGCUUUGGCAUAGGCAUGCGCAAGGACAGCCCCUGGAAACAGAAUGUGUCCCUGGCCAUUCUCAGUUCUCAUGAGAACGGCUUCAUGGAAGACCUAGAUAAAACCUGGGUGAGAUACCAGGAGUGUGACUCAAGGAGCAAUGCCCCAGCCACACUCACCUUUGAGAACAUGGCAGGGGUCUUCAUGCUGGUGGCUGGCGGCAUAGCAGCAGGGAUCUUCCUCAUCUUUAUUGAAAUCGCCUAUAAGCGCCAUAAAGACGCCCGCAGGAAGCAGAUGCAGCUGGCCUUUGCGGCCGUCAAUGUUUGGAGGAAGAACCUGCAGCAGUACCCACCCACUGACAUCACGGGCCAACUCAACUUGUCCGACCCGUCUGUCAGCACAGUGGUGUGAGAGGGAGGCACAGAGAUUUGCUCCCUGAGGAGAGAGAGAGAGAGAGAGUGAGAGAGAGAGAGAGUGAGAGAAAGAGAGAGAGAGAGAGAGAAGAAGAAGAACAAGAAGAGGAAGAAGAGGAGAAGGAGAGAGCCUUCUCUUUGGUCUCUUUACUGUGCUGUGGAUCCAUCGUCGCCGAAGUUUCCAUUUCAUUGCCUGCCAAUGAAGCUUUGAGGACACCAUGCUGUUUGCUGAAGAACCGGGAGAACAAAGUGGACUGAGCUGAACUGAACUGAACCGAACCGGCUGAAACACUGAUCUUGCACCUUUUGACGCCAGAAUGAUCUGGCAUUAGAUAUUUCUAGGGGUCCCCGAGCAUGCAUAGACGAACCCAUCUGGCACACACAACGUUUUCCUUCUGUAUACUCUUAGGAAACUUAUUUAACCUUGUUUUUGUCUCUUAACUCACACAAAUUUACUUACAGAUGACAUUGUGAUGUUUGAUGUUACUACUUUUCGAUUAUACCUACCUGAUCUGCUGUACUGCUUUUAGCAAGCCAGUUUAUAAACCAGUUUUUGGUGCAAGUACUGUACUCAACAUAUCAUUUCUAAUUAGGGACUAGAUACCAUUAGUAUUACCCGUUCUUUCUAAACAACAUGUAUUGCAAUACAAUAUGUACUGUAAGCUUCAAUGAAUAUCAGCCUAAGUAUUUUUUAUUAAGAGGUACCUGUGUUUUUAUCUACAUGCAUUUGAAACUUUUUAGACGAAAUUUCUUUAAUCGGGAAGCACUAUUGGUGAAGAUCUGAACUUCUCUGAGAAAUUUUUAUCUACCAGUGAGGAUGAUGGAAGCAUGUGUGUCCUUGUAUUUGCAUAGGAGAGCUUUCUGUAUGCAUUCUUUCUACAUGAUGAUACUGGAAACGUUGUUUUACGUAGAAGGCUAUUUUUCAGACACUGCAGUUGUUCUGUUGAAAUUGAAUUCUUUACCCCUGUAUGCAUUUCUACUUAUCUACUCAAACGCAUGAUUUGUUCCUCCCCCCCCAUUCAGCAAAGAACUAGCCUCAAUUUCUUAACAAUUGUCAUAUGGUAUUAAUGUGCACAUGUGAUUACUUCACAAUUCUCACACAUGGCCUGGAAGGAGAAUGUGUUAAUCGCUAUUUAUGAUAUGAGAUAAAUACAUCAACAUAGGAGGUAAUCUAUGGAAGGCUGGUAUUGUAUGUAUAGCUAUGUUGAGACGCUCUGAAGUCCUAGCUAUAAGCCAUAUCAUGUUUGGGAAUACCCUCUCUCUCCCUCUCUCCUUCCGCAGUCUUUCUCAUUUCCAGUCUCAAGGGGUUGCAUCAAAGGGCCAGGUUUUUCACCCAACCAGCACUUGGUCUUUCAUGCAAAACCUCCUUCCUGCGCAGCACCGUCUCGCUCUGGCUUGUGCUCCGGAGAGCUUUUGCAUGAGGGAACCCGAGUGAAUUGAUAACGUAACCCAACUUUCAGCCCCUGGUGCUGUGAGUUUGUGUCCAUGUCUUGGUUAGAUGCAAAAACAGGCCGUUUCCCAUUUUCUGGAGCUGAGAAACCACUGCCAAUUUGUUGAAAGACUAUCAUAUCCUUUCUGGUAUGUGGCACUGCAUAGCACUUUAUGCUGAGGGGUUUCCCAAACUCAACCCAUCGAGAAAGGUUACCAGUCGCCCAUUUUAACAUUUAAAUAAAAACACAACUGCAAAGAAUUAUAUCAGUCUGACUAAAAAGUAAAGAAAUAGUGCAACACUUUUAGAUAGUAAUGAGUAGUUUUAAUUUAACUAAUCUAUUUUUUAUUUCAGCUCAGUUAGAAAGACAGUAGUAUCUGUGAGCUAUUUGCAUAUAGAAAGAAGAUCACUUUUAAGAAUAAACACACAAUGCGCUAACACAAAAAUUUCGUUUCUAAAUGUGAAUUGUUAUAAUAAUUGAAAGGUUGCUUCUGAUCAUGUUCUCAUUCUGGCUCAUUCUAGCCUAUGCAUGCUUGCGUGUAAUUAUAAUUGCUUUAAUUUUGUUUUUUGUUUGUUUUUUUUUUGGAUGCGAGUUUAUUGACAUGUAUAAUUUAUUGAUUUGUCUGAAGCACUUAACAUUGAAUGCCUUGUAAAUAUUAUCUGGUUUGAUCUAGAUGGUUGAGGACAAUGUAUUGCGCUUGUAUUGAGACUGCAGCAGAGAAUGUCUUAGGCAGUUGUUUCACACACACACACACACACACACACACACACACACACACAGUUGUCACACCCACACACACGCACUCACACAGAAACACACACACACAUGCACACACACACUCAUGAAACCCCUGAAUGGAGGAAUCGCUUGAUUUUCUUAAAUCCUCAAUCAGUUAAUUCAUUAAAGAUCUUGCAUUGAAUCAUCUUGUUUAUAUUUGAACAACUGUAAAUAAAAUGUACUUACAUAUUGCCAAGUCAAA